CUGACAAGAACGUCAAGAUCUGGGGCAUGGAUUUCGGAGAUUGUCACAAGUCCUUAUUUGCUCAUGAUGACAGUAUCAUGCAAGUGGCAUUUGAACCGCGCACACAUAACUUCUUCUCCAUCUCCAAGGAUAAAUGGGUUAAAUACUGGGAUGGGGACAAGGGUUUAAGUCUGAUAGAUAUAAUUCAGUUUGAGUUGAUACAAAAAUUGGAUGGACACCAGGGCGAAAUUUGGGCUCUAGCUGCUGGAAUUGGUGGCAAAGUCAUCGUCACUGGCUCACAGGACAAGUCUAUUCGAAUAUGGGAAAACACAGAAGAGGCGCUGUUCUUGGAAGAAGAGCGGGAAAAAGAAAUGGAAAGACUAUACGAAGGCGAUAUAGCAGACGAAAUGAACAGAGAGGACGGAAUCAUAGGGUCCAGAGCAGAAGGAGCUAUAGACGAUCCCCUCGCUUCCCGCACAGAGACAACAAUGGUACAAAAGCACACCAUGGAGUCAUUGAUGGCAGGAGAAAAGAUUAUCGAGGCGCUGGAGCUUGCAGAUAGAGAGUUGGAAGGCGCCAAGGAAUACGCCAACGCGAUAGAACGACUCCCCGUUAGUGAGAAAAAUAAGGUUGGACCCCCUCCGCGAAAUCCUGUAUUAUCCGCACUGGAUAUUACCCCAGAGUUGUAUGUACUCAAAACGGUGGAGAAGGUCCAACCCUCGGCCCUAUAUGACGCUCUGUUGGUCAUACCGUUCAGCAAAGUCACCAGCCUUUUACAUUACAUGGACAUAUGGGCCAGUCAAAAGUCCCAGAUCAGUUAUAACCUGGCAGCACUGAAAUACAUCAAGCGGCAGGAGGAAAGUGCAAGGACCGCCGAGUUCUACGAACGUGCAGAACGGGAGGAAUGGGCCGAAGACGAGCUUCAGACCCUGAAGGAACGGAUCCAGAAGGGGGAGAGCCGUAAGAGGAAGCGA
Messenger RNA from Acaulospora colombiana, 953 nucleotides. The record is from the annotation of a GenBank genome assembly. Lineage: Eukaryota; Fungi; Glomeromycota; Glomeromycetes; Diversisporales; Acaulosporaceae.